Messenger RNA from Balaenoptera musculus (blue whale), 8259 nucleotides. RefSeq names its product zinc finger protein 398 (gene ZNF398). The coding region runs from base 231 to 2156 and encodes 641 amino acids. The transcript has 6 exons. Gene Ontology annotation, biological process: regulation of transcription by RNA polymerase II. NCBI's taxonomy places the organism in Eukaryota, Metazoa, Chordata, Mammalia, Artiodactyla, Balaenopteridae. The record is from RefSeq and is a predicted model, not a curated record. Gene Ontology annotation, molecular function: RNA polymerase II cis-regulatory region sequence-specific DNA binding; DNA-binding transcription factor activity, RNA polymerase II-specific.
AGCGCGGCUGAGCCUGCCCGCCACCCGAGCUCCACCGGCCGGCCGCCCCGCGCCUCUGCCGCGUCCCCGCGCCCCGAGCAGCCGGGCCCGACGGCAGUGCGAGAGCCGGGUCGGGAAGGCAGGGCCGGGCGGGCGCCGCCUGCGGAGAGGCCGGGGGCCGGCCUGCGUGGGGCAGCGCGGAGGCGGCGGCGGCGGCGGCGACUCCGGCCCGGGCCGGACAGCGCAGGACCAUGGCCGAGGCAGCCCCGGCUCCGACUUCUGAAUGGGACUCCGAAUGCCUUACAUCCCUGCAGGCGCUUCCUCUUCCCACACCCCCAGCAGCAAAUGAAGCACACCUGCAGACUGCGGCCAUCUCCUUGUGGACAGUAGUGGCGGCCGUGCAGGCUAUCGAGAGAAAGGUGGAGGUCCACAGCCGGCGACUCCUGCACCUGGAAGGACGGACAGGGACGGCCGAGAAGAAGCUGGCCAGCUGCGAAAAGACAGUGGCUGAUCUCGGGAACCAGCUGGAGGGCAAGUGGGCCGUGCUGGGGACCCUGCUGCAGGAGUACGGGCUGCUGCAGAGGCGGCUGGAGAACUUGGAGAACCUGCUGAGGAACAGGAACUUCUGGAUCCUGCGGCUGCCCCCCGGUAUUAAAGGAGAUAUCCCAAAGGUGCCUGUGACAUUUGAUGACAUCUCUAUCUACUUUUCCACUCCAGAGUGGGAAAAAUUAGAAGAAUGGCAAAAGGAACUUUACAAGAAUAUCAUGAAGGGCAACUACGAGUCUCUCAUUUCCAUGGAUUAUGCCAUGAAUCAACCUGAUGUCUUAUCUCAGAUUCAGCCAGAAGGGGACCAUAAUACAGAGGACCAGGCAGGGCCAGAGGGAAGUGAGAUUCCCACAGAUCCCAGUGAAGAGCCUGGCAUUUCAACAUCGGAUAUUCUGUCUUGGAUUAAACAAGAGGAAGAGACCCAGGUGGGCACCCCACAGGAGCCCAAGGAGAGUGACAUGUGCAAAAGCACCUAUGCCGACGAAGAGCUUGUCAUCAAAGCUGAAGGCCUUGCCAGAGCCUCCCUGUGCCCCGAGGUGCCCGUCACCUUCUCUUCUCCACCGGCAGCAGCAGCUAAGGAUACGUUUCCGGACGUGGCCUUCAAAAGCCCGCAGUCUGCGCCCAUGGCGCCAUUUGGACGUCCAGCCACCGACCUGGCGGAAGCCUCUGAGGGACAAGUGACUUUCACUCAGCUGGGCAGCUACCCCCUCCCGCCUCCGGCCGGGGAGCAGCUGUUCUCGUGCCACCACUGCGGCAAGAGCCUCAGCCAAGACAUGCUGCUGACCCACCGGUGCGGCCCCGCGGGGGAGCGCCCGGCCCCCUGCGCCCAGUGCCCCAGGCACUUCCCCCCGCACGCCGACCGCGGCCCCCAGCCGCCCGCCGGCGAGACGCCACCCACCUGCCCGCACUGCGCCAGGACUUUCACUCACCCGUCCAGACUCACCUACCACCUUCGGGUCCACAACAGCACCGAGCGCCCCUUCCCCUGCCCCGACUGCCCCAAGCGCUUCGCCGACCAGGCGCGCCUGGCCAGCCACCGGCGAGCCCACGCCGGCGAGCGGCCCUUCCGCUGCGCGCAGUGCGGCCGGAGCUUCAGCCUGAAGAUUAGCCUGCUGCUGCACCAGCGGGGCCACGCGCAGGAGCGGCCCUUCUCCUGCCCUCAGUGUGGCGUCGACUUCAACGGCCACUCGGCCCUGAUCCGCCACCAGAUGAUCCACACGGGCGAGCGGCCGUACCCCUGCCCUGACUGCAGCAAGAGCUUCAUGCGCAAGGAGCACCUGCUCAACCACCGGCGGCUGCACACGGGCGAGCGGCCCUUCAGCUGCGCGCACUGCGGCAAGAGCUUCAUCCGCAAGCACCACCUCAUGAAGCACCAGCGCAUCCACACGGGCGAGCGGCCCUACCCCUGCGCCGAGUGCGGCAGGAGCUUCCGCUACAAGCAGACGCUCAAGGACCACCUGCGCUCGGGCCACGGUGGCGGCUGUGGUGGGCAUAGUGACCCCUCUGGACAGCCGCCGGACCCCGCGGGCCCCCUCCUGACUGGGCUCGAAACCGCUGGCCUGGGCGUUAACACCGAAGGUCUAGAGGCCAAUCAGUGGUAUGGGGAAGGGACUGGAGGCGGGGUUCAGUAAAUGUCUCUCCUUUCAGGGUUAGCCGUGCUGGCAGCGGGGCAAGAGGCAAGCCCAGAAGCCCCUGCACCCCGCUAACCCGGUGGUAAUGCCUGCCUGGCACGUCAGUGAAUUUGGGGUCCUGUGCACUUGACUAGAGCCGUGCUUGAGUUUCGGAACUUCACAAGAGCAGCACAUUGUGAAACCCAGGAAGACCCGGAAGAGAGCCCAGCUUCCCCAUCUUUUCAAAAACAUUACCUAAGCAGAAGUUAUAAGAACGUUGCAGAGAGGUUGGAAAGCAAGAUUCGGCCUCUGGUGAUCCAUCACAGGGUAAUUGGGCCUCUGGUGGUCCAUCACUAGGCAGAGUCAGGUGCGUGGAAGAGCCUCCAAGGCUUGAAGCCCCUUCUGCGGCAGAGAAUGUUUAACUGAGCCUUUCAUCACCUCCUUGAUGGUAGGAUGGUUGCUAGAAGAAAGUGCCCAAGCCUGGGCACCACUCCUGUUCCUCCCAGACAGUGGCUCCAGUUGGCUCACGUGCUUGGGUACUGUCUCUCCUGAAAUGAUGACUCAAGACUGCCUUCCUAGGUCUCCUAGAUUAAUUCUUCUAAUAUAUUUUGUUUAAUACUGGAUGAGCAAAAAAAUCUGACUUUAAAAGCUUCUUAAGGAGAACAGUUCUUUCACUAGCUUAAUUUGAAGCAUUCAGGCUUUUACUGCCAUUUAAACUGCUAGAAACUUUUGCCGGGGUCCUGGUUAAAAAUUUGGGAGCAGGAUUCUCAGCCCCAGCUUUAAAAGCUAGAGAUCCCCGAGAAGUGACAGAACAGCCUAGAGUUUGUGCCUGAACCCUGUUUCUUAGAGUCACUUAUGUCAUAUUCUUCCUUAUUGUUUCCAAGCAAGUAAGCUGGCUUUUCCAUUCCCGGUGUCUGAUAUUCUGACAAUCAUCAGCAGAAAAGGUCACAGCACUUUCCAGAAGCAUUACAGAGUUUUGGAAAGUGCCAAUGGACUCUCACCUUUCACUUCCUCAGUAGUGAGAUGAUAGUUACAAUGCCGCUUUCUUGAGCCAGCAGAGUGUCUGUUCACCCCCCCGGCGAUGGGCAGAUCGAGGGACUUCGUAGGCCCCUGAGAGCUAAGCACCAGGUGUGGAUGAGGACAGCCUCUUCCUGCUGGCUUUGCUUCUGGGGACCUUGGCUACCGUGUGUUCUUUUGUCAGGGUCGGUCAGUCAGUCACCUGGGAGCAUCUGAGCCUGGUCCCAUUCCCAAGUGGCUUUGCAGUUGGGCCAGUUUCCCUUUACAGAUCUCAGAUUUUCAUCUGCAAAAUGAGGCUGGUGAAAGGAAAAAAAGUGAACCUUUAGAAUUAAAAAAAAAAAAAAUUUUGUACAUUCCUUCUCCUGCCAAAAUCCUGUCUCUAUCUCUGGCUUUUAUCCAGGCAAAGCAAAAUAAGACAGCAAAAUCAAAGCAGCGACAUUCUUGCUGAAACUUGACUGAAAUCAGUUUGAUUUGUUGUUUUACUCUUGCUUGGAGACUGAGGUAGAAGACAGAGAAUGCAGAAGUCCUAAGUCUUGGGCAGAAAAGUUGUUUGUACCUGUACUCUCCUGUUUCCCCUGAAUCUUCCUGAGAUGGCUGUGACAGGGUCUGCGAGUAUUUAGACAAGACACUUUCUUGAUGAAAUGAUAAGGGAAGGACCCAUUUUUUCCCUUAUCACCCAGCCCAAACCUCACCCUUCCUAGUUAUGUGUAACUACACUAGGAAAAAAGUGUCACCCCAGCUAGCUUUGCUCCUGGGAAUGCUCUGUCUGAACAUGCUGCUCUUUAGGAUAAUCACAUUUAUAGAACAUCUGUGACAUUCUUAACACCAAGCAUCAUGGGAGGCCUAAGAAAUGUGUAUGAGACCAAUUCCACGGUCAUAACUUAUAGUCUAAAGGCAAGGGUAUGGGACAAACCAAGAGAGAUGAUAAACAGAACCCUGGCAUAUGGGAUUAAGAGUUUUCUAGCUAGAAUCUGGACCCAUACCAUGGAAAAUUGGGGGGUUCUGGGGAUCCCAAAACCAGGGUUCCAGCUUUACUGGUGACCCACUAGGAACUUGAGUGUGAGAUCCAGCUCUGGUUUGCAUCCUGAUCUUCCUAAUGAAAAGGAAGAAGAGUCAGAUCUUUAUGUGGUGAGGUCCCUUUUCUGAACAGAUGGAUUUGAGCAUUCGCCAGGGUUUGCUGGAGAAGGCACUCCUACACUAGGUGUGAUGAUGGAUGAGAUAACAUGGAAAUUCUUUUUUACUCAGAGGUUUACUGAGGACACAGAGCUUAUUAAUGAGAGAGACCUGUGGAUUCAAAUGCUGCAGAUAGGUCCCACAGUCCCUUUUGCAAGGAACUGUAGCCAGCAGGGACCCACACUUUGGCAAGAAGUGAACAGAGUUCAAAUACCAGUGAGGCAAGAGCCGUGAAGCUGAAUGAAAGGGAAUGGGCAGCAUCAUGCCAGAAAGAUGGAAGUAGAUGUUAUCCAAUCCUCAGCCCUUGAACAAACUAGGGGUUCAGCUACUGUACUUUCUGGUCUCCUUUCCCUCCACCAGUCCUCUACCAGGUAGAACUCCAGGCCAGCUCUAAAUUCGAGUUUGUUUGCUUAAGAUUCAAAAGUGGAUAAGUAAAAUAGACCAGUGGAAAAGAUAAGUCCAAAAGAGAGGUUCCAGUGAGUGGAGAAACGUGGUCCAUCAAGGGCUCCUGAGACAAACCAUACACUUAACAGUAACUGAGGAUUGGUCUUCCUGACCAGACACAGUGGGAAAGAGGAAAACCUAGAAACGUGCUCUUCAUCAGUCUGCCCGCUGGGCUGGGAAGUCUGUACUAUCACAUAAAUAGGCACCAUCUCCUUGGAGUGGAUCCAGCUGUUGACUGUAACCAGAGUCACUCUUUGCUUACUAGAUUUUUCAUUAUCACCGUACGAUGAACCUCUGGCUCAGCCACAGAUGUGAACAUAAAUGGAGUUGAUUGUCCAGAAAGUGAAAGAAGACUCUGAUCUUUCCUGCUGGAUAUUUGUUACUGGAACACCAUGGCUGGGCUCUAGCUACUUUACAUAACUUCCCAGCAGUGCUUUACAUAACUUCCAACCAGGACCAGACCUUAUGGCUUACUAGGGAGUAACAAAUGUUCACUGUCUCAGUCGGCAACAGUCUUGUUGAUAAAAGAGGGCCCGAGUUCCUUUAUCUGUUCUUUCUGAAUGGGAUGGAGAACCCAAACUUCUGCUCAGAUUUCCUCUUGAGGAGGGGCAGGGCAUGCUGUCCCACAGCCACAUCCCACACUGUAGCUUCUUAGACAGUAAAAAGCAUCCUCCUCGGCUGUCUGGGGGCUGCUGAGGAGCAAUGAGGAAAAGCAAGUCUCCGCAAAAGGUUCUCACAGACCCGGGACUCUGUUAUCAUCAGAGAUGUGUUCUUUCUGUGUGCUCGGUGGACACCUUUGACUCUGUUCCCUUCACUCGACAAAGGAAGCAGUCUUCUCGCAGGGUUUUACACAGAGGACAUUCUUUGACUUGGGAAGUGUCAGGCUCUUACAAGCAAAAGAUCCUCAAGUUAGGGCAAAUUGGUGGGAGAUGGGAGUAGGGAGUGCUUGGGUCUUGUAAGGACACGUCAUGUGGGUUAGUACAGCUUAAUGGCUUAAAGCAGGGACUAGAUUCAGGCCUAGAUUCAAGUCCUGACAUCAUAAGAAGUAACAUAACUUAUAUUAUUUAGCCAUCCUGAGCCUAGUUUCCUUAUCUGUAAAAUAGAAUGUCUCAGAGGUGUCAGGGUUUGGGGGCAACCUGUGAAAGUGCUUAGCACAGAGCCUGGCACACAGAGGUGUCAGGGGGCAGCCGUCAGGAAAGGUGCAGGCCCAACCAGAGAGGGGAAAGUGCAGAGAACUGAGGUCGCUCUGCAAAAGCACGUGAUUGCUUGAUGACGUAGCUUUUGCCUUCCAUCUUUUGCUUCCAUUUAGCCUGUUCGUUUACUCUGUCUUUUCUGUAUCUCCUGGCUCCCAAAAGUUUGUGUGUGCCAUGACACCAGGUGGUUCUGAUUCUCUUGACUUUUCUUAGUUCACAUUCUAACAUGUGGGAUCUGGCCCAGCUCCUCUUUCUAUACCAGGCCACAGAAGUCUCCAUCCAGCCCUUGGACUAGCUGCCCUUGGGUUACAUGCUCAUCUUGGUUCAGUCAGCUGUAGUCAGGAGGGAAGGUCCCAGAUCCCAGGAUCUGUGGGCCUGGUAGACUGACUUGGGAAUGGGCCAACGGUGGCACAGUGGGGCAUUUCUAGUACUGUGAGGAAAGACUGUUUCACCUGUAUCAGGCUUCCUUGAAAGGCUUCUACUUCAUCAGCACAUCCAAGACCAGAGCUCAUGGCCCCUGCAUAAAGGACCUGGAAGGUGCUGUUUCUGUAUCUUGCAAAAGAAGUGAUUUGUUACUUUCUAGGGUGUUAUUCCUCCUUUCUAUCCCAGCUCCACUUUCUUUUUAAAUAUGUAACUCUGGCCAUAAUUCUAUUUAUACACACAUACACAAUGACUUCUGUCAGCUUGGUCAAAUUGCCUCUUCAAAACAAAACAUAAUUCCACCCCUUAAGACCAACCGCCCACUGAAGAAUGCAGAGAGAUACAGUCAAGUCAGAGAGGCCUCAAAAGUACUGCGCUGCAAUGCUCUUAAAAUUGCCAGGUUACAUUUCAAAUAAAAUAUUUGGUAAAACCUCAUUGGGCUACGUGGCUUUGUGUCUGCUAUUAGCAAAGCCAGUAUUUACUGUAAAAUCUUGAAGCUGGUCUAAAAAUUAAGCUACCCAAGAACUGGGGCCAUGUCUUAUUUUGUAUUCCUCCUGGUGCCACAUGCUGUCAGGGACGUGGAUGCUUGAUGAAUGAUCGUGCAGUGGGAAGACCACCUGAGUAGGGAUUACAAACGAUUCUGGUUGUAGCUUAACAUUCUCUACCUGCUUGGUUCAGAGCAAGCCACUUAAAUUGUGUAGAUCUCAUUUUCCUAAUUCUAAUGGGCAGAUUGAACAAGGUGGUAGUAGAAGGUCCCUUCCAAUUCUAAAAUCAUAGAAUUUAAGAUUUUACUUCCUGGUCCUGUUUUCCUUGUCUGGUUUCUCCCCAGAUUCUGCCUUAUUGAGUGAUUCCUUUGACACAGCAGAAUCAACACCUUGGAGAGGUAUGCAUUAUUACAGAUUAAAGAGUCUCAUUCUAACCAUAUUAUGAUUACUCCAAAACCACACAAACUGACAAAAUUCUAGCAAAACUAAAAUUUCGUUUGAAUACACAGUAUGUAUUUGACUGCACUUUUAAGCAUAGGAAGACACACCAAAAUAAUAGUCGUUCUAGGGUGCUGGGGUCAUUCAGUGGUUACUUUUUCCUGUAUAUUUUGUGUAAUGUAAAACAUUUUGUAUAUAGCACUUCUAAUGCUUUUAUAAGAAUAAGGAUUAUCAUAAUGAAAGAGGUCCUGGAAAGGAAGUCAGGGAGCCUCUUGCUUUGGUUUUCUCACUCGCAGUGUGAGGCUAGUACACACUUUACCAAGUUUACCUAAGGUGUUGUGAGGCUCAAAUGAGGGAAGGUCUUAAAAAGUGCUUUGAAACAUACUGCAAGCCUAAGAAGAAAGUGUUGAUAUAGUAGGUGCAGGAGAAUUACUUGUUGAUCAGUUAUACAGUUUCCUGGAUGUUACUUAAAUGAUGCUUCUCUUCAGUCAAGACUGGGCAGUGGUUGUUUCUUCACUUCCAGUUUGCUUGCCUGUGCUGGGGGGAAGCUAGCCUGAGAUUGCAAUUUGGGAAGCAGUGAGAGAACAGAAGUACGUGUGGGCAGAGACUGAAAAAAAGUUUGAUGCAGAAAAUAUCAGGGUGACAUAUAUAAUGUGACCUAUAUAAUGUGUUGACUUCUAUCAGCAACUCAGGCGAGAUAACCAGUUUUAUGUAUAUGAGGAAUUAUAACAAAUUGGAAAGGCAGGCAUAUUCCUGGAGAGAUUGGUUUAAACAGAAUUCAAAAUUAAGGAUGUAUGUAAAGCUAUGUACAUCAAAUCAGUUCUUGGCUUUGAGGUUAUAGUUUUAAAAAAUUAUAUAAGAAAAACAAUAUCUGCAAGCCAACCUCAAUGAGUAAACAGCAGAAUAAAACAAUGAACAAGAAAAGUUAAGUCAAUCAUUUUUUAUUAUUAGUCA